Messenger RNA from Cuscuta epithymum, 517 nucleotides. The record is from the annotation of a GenBank genome assembly. NCBI's taxonomy places the organism in Eukaryota, Viridiplantae, Streptophyta, Magnoliopsida, Solanales, Convolvulaceae.
GUGGGUGGGUGUGUACGUGCGCGUGUGUUGCGUUUACACUAAGCUGUAAUCUCAAAUACACAUUUUGUUUAGUGUAAUGCUUAUUACACAUAUCAAAGUAAUGAAAUCCACAUGUGCAAUGACCAUUACAUUACAGUUUAAAAUAAAAUGACUUAUCAAACAUCGUAAUCAAAUCAACAUGUAAAUAUGUAAUGCUCAUUACAUUACAUGGUUGAUUACGUCAUACCAAACAGGCUUGUUAGCAAAUACGAGAUUGAAAUCUUUUUAGGGCAACUACCAGAUAAACAUAAUGCCUCCAAAUUUUUGCUAGGAAUAGGGAAGCGCAUGAAUGGAUUGCUAGGAAAAGGAUUUUUUUGCUGGGGCAAAAUAAUGCCAGAAUGGCCUGUUGCAGCAUCCCUUGUAGUUGCCUGCCACUGCCUCCCUUGUCGGUGCUACAAUCCAUCGCAGCCCAAAUUUGUGUUAGCAAUCCGACAGCUUAAUCGGUGUUGCCAUCCAUGCCAUCGCCACUUUGAUUUUU